Molecule: messenger RNA, 2036 nt
Organism: Prosopis cineraria
Lineage: Eukaryota; Viridiplantae; Streptophyta; Magnoliopsida; Fabales; Fabaceae
Exons: 3
Coding region: 87-1973 (628 amino acids)
Molecular function (GO): protein binding
Source: RefSeq, a predicted model, not a curated record
CUGAUGUGCUUCGUAAUUUUCUCAUUUCUAUUGGACUUGAUGAUAGGAAGAACAUUUUCGUUUUCCUGUUGGGCCUUGUGUGUGCAAUGGCAAUCUCUAGGGUUAAAGUUUCGUCCAUAAUCCUGCUUCCAGCUUCUGUGUUGGUUUUUGCCACUGGUUUUACGGUAGGGUUUUUUCGUAAUGUAACCUUCGGUUUUGAUGAUGCAAGGGCAAUUAGAAGUAAGGAACGGGUAAAGGAGGAAAAUUUGAACUUGACUGCUGAGAAAUUAAGGAGCUUGGUGAAAUUCUUUGAUGAACUUGAUUUUAAAGCUAAUAACUUGAAGAGUGAUGUGGAAAGUGCUAUCAGAAAUAAUAAAAUUAAAGUAGGUGAUUUGGAUGGUUAUGUUAAAGUUACAGAUUCCAUAAAACUAUCAGCAUUGAAUGCUAGGAAUAUUGUCAUUAAUGUAAUCGACAGUGAGGAAAACUCGAGUGGUGUUUUGGUUGGGAAACAUAAGCCUGGUAGAAAAAAGAAAGAAGUUGGUGAAAUUGGGCACUGGAUGCUACAGUCUAUUGGUAAUUUGAUUGGAGAAAAUUUGCCCUCCUCCAAUUCAGCUAAAAUUGGAGAAAAUGUCACACGAGAGACCACUAAUAAAGAAUUUGAUCAAACUCGAGGGACUAAUAAUAGUACUCCUCUUGUUGAAGGUGGGUCCUUAAAUUCAGUCCAUAAGCAUAAAGCAUAUGGCAAUUUGGAUUCUUCUCAUGAUUCUUUGAGAAUGUCUGAUUUGGCAGUUGAUGGAAAAGGCAGUACAACUGCUAGUUGCGAGGAAGAAAUUUUGCAUUCAGAUGAUCAGGACAGAAGUGCCAAAAUAUUUCCUGACAAAAAAGAUUAUAGGCACCGCCAGAACAAUAGAUUGCAAUUCUCAAAUAGUCACAGCUUCUCUGUGAAGUUGAAUUCUGACAGCAUCAGAGACAUAUGUGAAUCUCAUGAUAAUCUGCUUGAUUCUGAAUACAUGGAAAGUGAAUCUUCCUUUGCACAUGAGCAGAUGAUCAAUAGUGCUCAUGAAACUCAGAAGUCUUCUCAUAAGAAGAGGGAAUAUGGAUCAUAUGGGUCUCAAUAUACAAAAAAUGGGAAGAACAGUGAUAAUCACCACAAUGUUCCCAAUGACUUGUUUACUCAUGAGAGUGAAUUGAAUGUCUCUUCAUCUUCGAAGAUCUCUGAUGAUAUGGUGUUUGAUAAGUAUCUUGUUGAAGCAACAGACCUCUUAAAGCAAGCCAAAGAGUGUAUGAAGGGUAGGUGUGAGGAAGAUCAAGCUGAAAUCAUGUUGUACAAGUCUUCCAAUUUACUUUCCAGAGCUGUAGACUUAAAGCCUAUGAGUUUAUUGGCUGUAGGCCAGUUAGGAAAUGCAUAUCUUCUGCAUGGGGAAUUGAAGUUAAAGAGUAGUCGUGACCUUAGAACGCUUCUGUCUGGAAGCGUCACUUCAUCAUCUGGAAAACAAAGUAGAAUCCUGAAUCGACUGCAAAACAAAAUCACCAGUAAAGAAAAUCUUGCACCUAUGUUAAUUGAUGUAUGUGAGGAGUGUGAAGAGCUACUUAUAGAGGCAGGCAGAAAAUAUAAGCUGGCACUGUCAAUUGAUGGGAAUGAUGUGAGAGCCCUAUAUAAUUGGGGUCUUGCUUUGUUUUUCCGUGGACAAUUGAUAGCAGAUAUUGGACCGGCGGCAGCUUCUGAGGCUGACAGAGUGUUCUUAGCUGCAAUUGACAAAUUUAAUGCGAUGUUGUCCAAAGGAAAUAUUUAUGCUCCUGAUGCUUUGUUCAGAUGGGGUGUAGCAUUGCAGCAAAGGUCUCGUUUGAGGCCAUCUAGCAGCAAGGAGAAGGUGAAAUUGCUACACCAAGCUAGAAGGUUAUAUGAAGACGCCCUUUAUAUGGACUCUGAUAACACCCAAUUAAGAGAUGCCUUAUCUACAUGUAUCGCGGAGCUUAAAUAUAGGCAAUUCUAAUCGGUUCAUGGAAAGAGUCAAUUAGCAAUAAAAUCAGUAUGCUUCCUACGAAGCUUGUAUUUC